Molecule: messenger RNA, 1215 nt
Organism: Cutaneotrichosporon cavernicola
Lineage: Eukaryota; Fungi; Basidiomycota; Tremellomycetes; Trichosporonales; Trichosporonaceae
Exons: 3
Coding region: 1-1215 (404 amino acids)
Source: RefSeq, a predicted model, not a curated record
AUGUCAGAGUACCAGCGCAUAAAAGCGCGGGCUCAGGCGUUGCAGCGCGAGAAGGAGGAGCUCCUCAAACGCGAGCUCGAGGCCAAGCAACGGCGAGAGAGGGAGGCGGAGAAGGCAGAGGCAGAGAGGCGAAAGAUGAUUGAGCAGGCCACCAAGGACGCACGCUUGAAGGCGCUCAAGGAGGCCAACGAACGCAGCCGCCCGAUUGCGAGCACAGCGCGUAUCGAGUUUGACCCGUUCGCAGACGACGCCGUCCCAGGACCAUCUUCAAAGCCCGUGCCCCGGAAGCCAUCAGCCGUCGGAGCGAAGAGUAGAAACGGCACUGCGAAGAAACCUUCCUCGGGCGGUACUGGGUCCAAGCAGUCCAACGGAGUGAGGAAGGAAGGUGGCGCGCCAAAGAAGACAUCGGACGCUCCGAUGCUGAACCGCAAGGAGAAGGCAGCGCUCAAACUCGCGCGGCAAUCCAAGGCCGACUCGGUGUUCAGCGUACAGUCCCUCGUUGACAUGGCCGAGGGGACAUCAAGCCGCUCAGUGUCACCGCGCCGCCCGGCUCCUCCACGCCCCGGUCCUUCGGCCCUCAAGAAUUCCACCACUCCAGCGAUGGCAAUCAAGGCGGGUACAGCAGGCAAGGGCAUGGCAGGGAUGAAAAAGGCGAUCGACGUCUCGGGGUUACGCAAGCUGUGCCCCGACCGAGACACGCGCGACCGCCGUACCGUCGACGAGAUUCAACGUGACAUCCGCGCGCGCAAGGCCCUCCAGGCUGGCACGGCGUCGGCGGCGAGCUCAAAGCCGUUGAGUGCUGGCGCUCCGCGAGAUAGCAGGGACAAGGAGCGUGAUCGCGGUCGAGAUCGCAGGUCGCCUCCGCGUGCAGCUGGCAAGGUGCGCCGGCGCUCGGCGUCGUCGUCGGACAGCGACUCGGACGCCUCGACGCCGCCGCGGAAGCGCCACGCGCUGGCCGGGCCCAACUUUGAUGGCGACGCGCCUGCGUCGCGUCUGGCCGUGUCCCAGCUGAUCCAGGGCAUGUUCAGCCGCGGCCGGCCGCAGCAGCGGUAUGACAACGACUCGGACGGAUCGGACAUGGAGGCGGGUAUGAGCGACAUUGACUCUGAGGAGAAGCGCGCAGCCAAGAUUGCGCGUCGUGAGGACGCUGAGGAGGAGCGACUCGAGGCUCAGCGGCGCGAGGCCAAGGAGCGUGCCAAGCGUGGGCGCAAGUGA